UGUUCCUGUUGUUGUGGUGCCUCUUUUCUUUCAAGUCGAUCUCUUCCGUCUUCGCAACUUUGUCCCUCUCUUCUAUUUCUGUUGCUUCAUCGUUUUGCGAUACGCGCAAGUCGUGCCUUGCCCGCUUUUCUGCAACCGCUUGUCAAACCGAUUGUUAUUCGUGUGAGAUAUCGAAAGCUAUUUACGAGAAAUGGCUCGAACUUGUAUAAUACUUCUGCUGGCAGCCUUAAUCCAUCAUGUUUAUUCAAGUCCAUUGCACGGUCGAGCCGCUGGUCGGUUGUGAACUCCCUAGAUCUGCAAACACCACGUCAAUUCCCACUUCAUCAGUGAACACGACAAAGAUGUCGUCCACGACACAGACGAGUGUAGAAUUCUCUUCGCCACCCUCGGUCGUUGCUGUCAACGGAGAUAUGGAGAUCGUGCCCUUGCAGCCCGUAUCGAUCUUCUCCACGGCUCCAGGGUUCACUUUCGUCGAUCCGAGCGGGAACCCGAAACUUACGGUGCCUCCGUCCGUAAUUUUCGUCACUACACUCGUUGACGAUUUGAGAACCACAUCGAGCAUAAUCUCAAGCCAACCGAGCGCAUCUACAACCUCUUCCACCGAGCCGGAGUCGCGCACACCGGUGGUGGAUAGCAGCCGCUCCUCGUCCUCGUCCUCGUCAUUUUCCUCUUCGUUUGCAGCGCGAGAAUCGUCCGGUAUUUCAACUACGCCGACUCAGCUGCGAACGAGUGUUUCCGCGACUGUUCCUUCGGCGUCAUCUCCACCGUCGAGGUCCCAGAGCGCAUUUCAUCAGCCUCCUGUCAGGGAUAGCACUGGUAGCUCAGAUAAAAGUGCCGCUUCUUCGCCUUCCGGAAGGUCACCAACUGGAAGUGCCGCGAGUUCAGCUCCUACUUCGCCAAUUCCCAAGUCCUCGCCACAAGCUCCACAAAUCCUAAGUCCUUCACAAGUCGGACAGCCGUUGCUCUCGUCCAGCGCGAAUGCAAGACCAACUCAGUCUCCCUCAAGGUCAUCACAACUAUCUCUGGCCAAACCAGCUCCUUUCACCUCACUUCCCGGUGUCGAGUAUGUGACGACCACCAUGUUUACAACGGUUUCGGCCCUGGCGCCUAACUCGACCUCCGAACCAUCCGCACCGCUUGCUGUGUCAUCCUCCGCUGUUUCAUCAUUGCCAUUAUUCUCACUGCCUGAUGUUGUCUAUGAGACCACCACUUUGUAUACAACGGUUUCGGCCUUGGCGCCUAACUCCACAUCCGCCCUGACACCGUCCUUUUCAUUGCUCGAUGUUGUGUAUGAAACGACGACGUUAUAUACAACUAUUCGCACGCCCCGUCCCUCACCGUCCCAGCCUAGCUCAAAUUCCACGGUUAUCCAACCAGACGCUAAGUCAACUCCGCAUCAACGCGUCCCACUCGCGUCAACGUCGAUUUCCAGCCAACCUCAACUUACGGAAAUCCCGACCGGCUUCCGUACCUUCACGCUCCCGCAGCCGACAGUGGAUAUCGUACCACCAGCGCUCGUCAUCAGGCCCAUACCUUCCGAGGAGCUUCAGAGACCACCAGUGGCGUCGAGCGUGUGAGGUGUCCCCUAGGAGCCAUACUGGAGAAGUUUCGGAGACCAGCGGUCGCGUCAUGUCUGUGGACUCACCUCAGAGGUCAGGUGGGAGAAUCUCACAGAACUCGCGAAGUUCCCGUCGCAGGCGGUGCACGAAGUCGUGUGCGUGGAUGAGGCGCCUUGGGGUCAAGUUUCCACGUGCUCAUAGACACUAGGUUGGCCGGGCAUCACAAUGCCGGACGGACUUGGAUACCCUGCAUCCCAGGCACAGGAAAGGACGGAAUGACAACUUCACACAGUGCCUUAAAGUCGUACACACGGGCGAAAUACCCUUUCGUCAA
Molecule: messenger RNA, 1893 nt
Organism: Eremomyces bilateralis CBS 781.70
Lineage: Eukaryota; Fungi; Ascomycota; Dothideomycetes; Eremomycetales; Eremomycetaceae
Exons: 2
Coding region: 237-1577 (446 amino acids)
Source: RefSeq, a predicted model, not a curated record